Messenger RNA from Peronospora belbahrii, 1884 nucleotides. Lineage: Eukaryota; Oomycota; Peronosporomycetes; Peronosporales; Peronosporaceae. The record is from the annotation of a GenBank genome assembly.
AUGUAUGUGAGGUCCCAUAUUUCGUUGAUUGAGACGGACUGUGCAUCACUUGCCCGUUUUUGGUUUCGACGACAGUUGAGAGGACGAGCUGGUAUUGUAGUUGAUCGGUCGUUUAGAGUUGAAGUCGUUGUGGACCAUCUACUCUGUGUGGUGGCUGAGCAGUUAAUCCUUGGACCUGUCGUUCCAGCGUCGUGCCAGAAACGACUCCCCCAACCGCUUCACCGCCAGUACGAGUCGCGUUUGUGUGGAAUCUUGGAUGACAACAGAUGCAGCUAUGGCAGCGUUCUUCCGCAUCGGACUGCCAAACGAUCCAAGAAUAUUUACAGCGAUCGUUUCAUUCCGUCGCGGCUCACUACAAAACUAGAUACUGACUUCGAACUUACAGCGGAUUCGCCGCGCCAAUGCAGAAAUCAGAACUGUGAUAACUGCGCGUGCCAACGCCAGGGUGGCUUUGUACCAAGUUUUUCUCCUGCAGGCACUAGCAGCUCGGUGGACUGCAAUCCAAAAGCUCAAGGAACACAGGAUGGAUCUUCAUCAUCGUACUCGAAGAUGCUGAAAAGAGAACUGUUCGGCAUGCAUUUGCCAACGCGCGCAGACUUCAGCGCCGGUCAAUCUUCUGCCACCCUGAGCGUGGCUAGUCAUGAUAGCGCGAUGAACGACACAGGGUCUUUUUCGUACGUUCGGGCUUAUGAUGGCAGCCCGGCAUGCACAGGACCAAGCGGCACUUCGUCCCGCAAUAUUCUACGGUUCAAAGCUCCCCGACGAUUGGUGUACGGUGACGUGCAACCCUUCAUCCCUCGUUCGGGACUGACUGACUCUGCACAGCGGUUUCUUGGUGCAGGUUGGCAUGGUAGAGAAAAUCGCCGUCGACGUAUUGCACGCACGCCCUUCAAAGUGCUGGAUGCACCAAUGCUGCAGGAUGAUUUUUACCUGAAUCUCGUAGAUUGGUCGGCCACAAAUAUCGUGGCAGUAGGAUUGAGCUCCUGUGUGUAUCUUUGGAGUGCCUGCACCAGUAAAGUCACGAUGCUAUGCGACCUUGGGCCUAGUGAUUCCGUCACAUCUGUCAGCUGGAGCCAAAGGGGAACACAUUUGGCAGUUGGAACCAACAGCGGCAAUUUGCAGGUCUGGGACGUCAGCGCCGCCAAAAUAAUUCGUAUCAUGACUGGACAUUCAGCUCGUGUCGGGACGUUGGGCUGGAAUGGCCAGUUGUUGGCAUCUGGAAGUCGGGAUCGCACCAUUCUGAUGCGUGACCUACGAACACAGGAGCCAUUUCAGAACAAACUUGCAGGUCACAAGCAGGAGGUGUGCGGCCUGAAAUGGUCCUUUGAUGGUCGGCAGUUGGCCUCAGGAGGGAAUGACAACAAACUGCUGAUCUGGAAUGUGCAUUUAAUGUCUUCGGGUCUACGCGAGGAUGCCACGACACCUUUGGCACGAUUUAACGAACACUCAGCGGCUGUAAAGGCCAUUGCAUGGUCACCACAUCAGCACGGACUUUUGGCUUCCGGUGGCGGUACCGCUGAUAGAUGCAUUCGCUUCUGGAACACACAAUCACUGACAGCAUUGCCUUUCGUGGACACUGGAUCACAGGUGUGUAACCUCAUGUGGUCAAAGAAUGCCAACGAGGUGGUGAGUACGCACGGUUACUCGCUGAACCAGAUUAUCGUGUGGAAAUAUCCGACAAUGACUAAGCUAGCUACGCUGACCGGGCAUACCUUUCGUGUGCUUUACCUGGCCAUGUCACCGGACGGCCAGACAAUUGUCACAGGAGCUGGAGAUAAAACUCUGCGGUUCUGGAACGCAUUUCCGAGCACAAAAACCCAACGUCGAAGUCGUUUUGGGACAGAUUUGAUGCUGCCAUUGAGGGUAGGCAGUGAAAUUCGGUAA